GUAGGGAUCUUGUCCAGUAGACAGGCGAUCAGGAGAGUAGGCAUGCUGAAACAGUGCAUGCAGGAACCUGUCUGUUAUUAUCCUGCGUUUAUUAAACAGCGUUGAAUUAUGAACGACUGCGGCUUUAAAUAAUAACCCGCAUAAAGGAAAUUAUUGGUAAGCAUCACUGAAUCUAGGGACAGAGAGAGAGAAAGGCACAUAACAGAAAGCAACCGGCGGGUCUGGCUCUCUGUGUCAGUGUGUGUGGGAAUGGCAGCUCCCCGACCGAUUAAAGGCAUCCUGAAAAACAAGAACAGCGGCAGAAACCUGAAAUCCUUGUCCGACGAGGCGCCGGCGGAGGUGACCGAGCAUGGCCCGGGACUCUCGGAGGAUGACCACCAAAAGAAAUCUGCCAAAUGGGAUGAGAUGAACAUCCUAGCGACAUAUCAUCCUCCAGACAAGGACUACGGCCUGAUGAAGAUAGAUGAACCCAGCACACCUUAUAACAGGAUGGUUGGGGACGACGAUGAUGAGGGGACACUCAGUGACUCAGAAGGCCACGGCGGUGGGCUCGCGCCUGAUGACCUGGCCUCAAAGCUGGAGGAAGCUGAGGGGGCGGAGCCACGCUUCAUGAAAGAAGCGGAAGAGAGCAGCGAGGAGGAGGAAGAGGAGCUGACUCCACAAGUGCAAGCCAAAAAGAAGCAUUUUCAGAUGAUGAGGAAGAUGCACUAUGAUGAGGGCAUGAACAUAAGGCUGGCUCGCGAGCUCAUUGCUAAAGAACUAGAAGAAGAUGAUGACGAUGAAGAGAUGAGGGAUGACACAGAGGAUCCAAGGGACAACGCAGAGGAGACGGAGGAGAUCAGUGUAGACCCGCCACAGGAAGCUGAUUCCCUAGAGUCGUAGAUGACUUCUCCCACCGUCAGCGCCGUGGCAGAUCAAGAUUCAGCGAGAUCCGCCCAUCGGAUCUGUGACUGAAAGCAGAGACGUUAAGGCAAACACCGCUUCACCACCUGUCCAACAUCUCCCAGCAGCCAAUAAGAUUACCGGUCCCCUCCUUGUCUCCACUAUUCCCAUAAAACUGUGCAAUAUAACCUCUAUUUUUAAUUUUAAAAAUGGUUUUCAGCUCCAGGAAUAUAUCCGAAAUGCACACACGAAGGCUGUUGCUUGUCCCUCCUCCCUCUCCUGCUGCCAAGAAUGCCCUCCUCUCACCUCUCCUGGACUGAUGUCGCACUGAAGAAUCUAUGACUCAGACACUGAAAAGAGGAUCAAAGUCUUUUUAAAAAUAAGAAUAAAAAAUGACAAGAAAAACCUCACAACAUUGAGCUUAUUCUGGCUGAAACAGCUUGUUGGUUGUGGAAGAAGCCAGGGGGAAACCCCACGGCCUCUCUGAAGGGUUUUAUGUCACAUGAUGGAGUUUCCAGUGGCUGCAACUCGGAUCUUUUUCUUGUUUUCCUUUCUGAUCAAUCACACCGCUGCAUUUUUAUUUCUACUGGCUGUAUGUCUUUAGGAAUAGUUAAAUUGCUAAAAUAACAAGGCUUCUCCACAUACAAUAUUGAAAUGACAUGAUUACUGGUUUGGGGAAUAUAUUAAUCCAAAUUGUGUUAUUAAAAUAACAGGUAUUUUUCAAGGAAGAACAUUUGACUCAUUCUUGAUUGUCCCACUUGGAUGCUCAUUUUCAGUUUCUCAUUUCCAGUUUACAAGCAUUUCUAAAUGUCACCAGAUAUCUUGAGGUACAUUUUUCAUUCAAUGGAAUCCUUUUUCAUCCCUUCAAGAUAAUUUUGUUAAAGAAUAAGACAGGACAAGCUGCUCGGUCGUCCGUGUUUUCCUUCCUCUGUGUAAAAUCCACAGUAUUUUUGAUUGUAAAGUUGGCGAGAAGAGACUGUAUGGAAGUGCUGCUGCUGAACUUUGGUAUGUGCUACUGAUAGACCUGGCGAAUAGGUAUUAGAUGAACAGUCUGAGCUGUGCCAAGUUAUUUGAAGGAAAGUCAGAACAAUGUUGUUUAAUGUUUGUUUUUUUUUAACCUGGCUUAAUCCACGGUUUUAUUUUAUUUUUUACAAUGUUUGAUCUGCUUGCAUGACUCAGCUCAGGAUCAUCAUAGGGCAGGAGGAAAUGAUUGUAAUGCUACUGACUGAAGUCGGAGGACGUUGGAGACAAAUUAAACCACUACAGCUCAUUGGAGGUGUGUUGAGGACUUGAGUUCUCUUUCAAGGUUCAGCCAUGUGUCACUGAAUAGUCUUAAAAGGAAAAAGAAAGCCAGUCACUCCCGUGUUGACUGUAAGACUUUUCUGCAUACGCUGGGAACUCAGUUAAGUAUGGAGUAGAAAAAGCAUGCAGGAAUCAUGAGCAUGUCUUAUGUUAUCUCUUUAUUUUCCCCGUUGCCCUUUAACGCCCCACUGUGACCGGACACGUCGAGCUUUAUGUUGCGGAAAUACUGCAGGUCACAGCUGUUGGUACGACUCCUGCCAAAGUCUCUGUGCAUUUUUUUCCCCCAUGUUUAGAAGCAAACCAACAAGUAUAGAGUUUGGCAAAUGGAAUGAGUAUCUGAGCAAAGAAACAGAGAUUUUUGACAAUACGGCUGUUUUAAUUUGUAAACUUGUGGAAAAAGUGUGACUCUAGAGAAGCAGAGAUGAUACUUUUUCUCAUUUUAGACAAAACACAAUGGACAUGAAUCAUCCUGUAGGUGGUUGUGACCUGACAAAUGUGCCUCUAAUGACUUAAUAUACUUGUGUGUUUAGUGAACAAGCUCCGUGAUACUUUUUGCCUCUUUUUUUCUGUUUUUGUUUUGCAUUACACCUGCUCUGUUGUGUUUUCCAAGGUGGGUAGAUGUUUAUGCAGUCCUCUGAUCUAGAGAUGCACCGAUCAGAUAUUUUCUGGCAAGUUUCCAGGUUUUUUUAAUUUUAUUUAUUUAUUUUUUUUUUAGAUCUGACUUGCCAAUUUCAAUUAUUUUCCCCAGGGAUUAUAAAACGUGUUCUGCAAGUUGUUUGACAAAGUUUGUGAUAAAUAAAGAAAUUUCAAGACUAUCCCCAUUUACAUUUGCUAUACAUCAAAGCAAAUGUCUCAAACCUUUAUCUGAUUUUUAAUAAAUCAGCUGCUUCAAAGUACUUGAUAUCAGUUGAUGCAUUUAUGGACCUAAAAUGGUGGGACUUAGUUAUGGUGCAUUUAAUAAUUUGAAAAUUAAAAAAAGAAAACAAAAUGUAUUAAUUGGUUAUUGGUGUUUCUCUACUUAUGGCCAUCAUAUGUCUCAAAAAUGUUCUCUUAUAAUUUUCUGUCUGCAUGUUCUUACUCAUCAAGUUGUGUAUAUUGUUUUGUUUCUUUCCCGUCAUUAAACAAACAUUGUUAGAA
This is a messenger RNA of Xiphophorus maculatus (southern platyfish), 3321 nucleotides long. It is a transcript of the gene ppp1r2, whose product is annotated as protein phosphatase 1 regulatory inhibitor subunit 2. Bases 250 to 882 code for a protein of 210 amino acids. Gene Ontology annotation, biological process: regulation of signal transduction. Lineage: Eukaryota; Metazoa; Chordata; Actinopteri; Cyprinodontiformes; Poeciliidae. The transcript has 6 exons. The record is from RefSeq and is a predicted model, not a curated record. Gene Ontology annotation, molecular function: protein phosphatase inhibitor activity.